Messenger RNA from Exophiala viscosa, 1056 nucleotides. RefSeq names its product dehydrogenase/reductase. Lineage: Eukaryota; Fungi; Ascomycota; Eurotiomycetes; Chaetothyriales; Herpotrichiellaceae. The coding region runs from base 21 to 977 and encodes 318 amino acids. The record is from RefSeq and is a predicted model, not a curated record. The transcript has a single exon.
CCUUCUUCCACACGCUCAGAAUGUCUUCAGUCUCCAGAUCUAUCCUCAUCACUGGCGGCACAUCCGGUCUGGGCUUCCAUGCUGCCACCGCAAUCGCCAGACGCUGUCCUGACAGCGACAUUGUGAUAGCAUCACGCAAAGAUCCGGACAAGGCUGCGGAUGCGAUUAACACAAAACUGGGCCAGCGAAAUGUGCAAUUCAUGCCACUAGAUCUGGGAAACUCCAAGAACGUCCGCUCCUUCGUCAAUACCUGGGCAGAGAAAAAGUUGUCUCCGAUCUCAGUGCUCUUGCUCAAUGCAGGCCUUCAAUUCCCAGGAGAGGUCCAGUACACGGCAGAUGGUCUCGAAUCAACAUUCGGCAUAAAUCAUGUUGGCCACGCACUUCUAUUCCACCUACUCCAGCCGUACAUAGCAGAGGAAGCUCGUAUUGUUGUCACAGCAAGCGGCACCCAUGACCCAGCCCAAAAGAGUGGUCUGCCCGAUGCAAAGUACGACACUGCUGAAAAGCUCGCGCAUCCUCCGGCUGCAACACUCAAGACUGACGGUCGCCAGCAUUACUCGACCAGUAAACUGUGCAAUGUCCUGUGGUCGUACGCCUUGGACCGACGGCUCUCGAGCACCAACAAGAAAUGGACUGUUGUUGCGUUUGACCCGGGACUCAUGCCUGGAACUGGACUGGCGAGAGACUAUGGUCUUAUCGCCCGAUUCCUGUGGCACAAAGUCUUGCCAGCACUGAUUCCGCUUCUGAGACGUCUGUUGUCGCCGAACGUUCAUACAGCGGAGGAGUCUGGUAGAAACAUGACCUGGGUAGCAUUAGAUGACAGAAAUACCAGUGGCAAAUAUUAUGAGGCCAGGAAGCAGAUCCCAUCGAGUAAGGAUAGCUAUGACGAGAAGAAACAGGAGGAUUUGUGGGAAUGGACGGUCAAUUACCUGGCCCAGAAUCAGCAGGAGAAGCAAAAGUUUGAGGCCCUAAGCUAAGAGCGUGAAUGGGGUACCUGGUCUCAGUGUUCCUUCACACUGAUAGAAAGUUUAUAAAAUACUAAACCGAUUCGUGAAC